Messenger RNA from Solanum stenotomum, 1191 nucleotides. RefSeq lists its product as uncharacterized. NCBI's taxonomy places the organism in Eukaryota, Viridiplantae, Streptophyta, Magnoliopsida, Solanales, Solanaceae. The record is from RefSeq and is a predicted model, not a curated record. Bases 64 to 780 code for a protein of 238 amino acids. The transcript has 6 exons.
UCACACAUCUCAACAACCAUUUAAACAAAAAAUCGAAACCAAACCAAAUCUAAAAUAUUUUCCAUGGCGUUGAGCUCAGCUUCUUCUUCGCUGACAAAUCUAAGCUACAUUUCUUUCCAAUACAAAAACCCUAAGUUCUCUACUACCUUUUCCUCGGUUGAUUCUUCAAAAUGUACUACUCUCCGUAUUACAGCUGAUUCUGCUCCAAAAGCUCGAUUUAUUGGUCGCCGGAAAGAGUCAUUAUCCGUUAAGCAGCUUCAACGUCCGCUAAUGGAGUAUAUGAGCUUGCCGGCGAGCCAGUACUCGGUGUUGGAUGCAGAAAGGAUUGAACGAGUGGAUGAUAGUACGUUCAGGUGUUACGUGUAUAGAUUCAAGUUCUUUGCAUUUGAAGUAUGUCCUGUUUUGUUGGUUAGAGUUGAGGAGCAGCCUGAUGGAUGUUGUAUCAAGUUGUUGUCUUGCAAGCUUGAGGGAUCUCCUAUUGUGGUCGCUCAAAAUGAUAAAUUUGACGCUUCUAUGGUGAACAAAAUAUCUUAUGAUAGCAAGCAAAGAGACUCACCUUUGCAGCAGCUCACUUCAGAUGCUGUUAUUGAGGUUAACAUUGAAAUUCCCUUUGCAUUUCGAGCAAUUCCAGUGCAGGCAAUUGAGUCAACUGGUUCUCAGGUCCUAGAUCAGAUACUAAGGAUCAUGCUCCCUCGGUUUAUGGCACAGCUAGUGAAGGACUACCAAGCUUGGGCUUCAGGUGAUACUUCGAGGCAGCCUCUAGGAACUGGUCAGAUUUGAAACAGCAAGAGUCAUCAUCCUAUGCAAGUCUAAAUUGGUUGCUUCUGUAAGUUAUAACUGUAAGAGAGCAGGAAGGUCUUUAGUGGAAACAAAUAUUCUCGGCCAGUUUCUAGCAGAGAAUUUGAUUUUCUCAACUUUAUGCUCGGUUAGUGGAUAAAUUGCAGCUCACUCCAGGCAAGUGUUCCGGCCAAGCGCCAAUCUCGAUGGAUAAUUUGUAUGUAUUGAAUUUUGUUGCCAAAUGACAUCUUUAAGCCCUGGGGCCUGGACAAAUUAUUUUCUUGAUAUAUUUGGUGUAAAGACAGUCUGACUGCUGUUAUGUAGGAGUUGUUACAGUCAAAUUAUCUGGACAUGUCUUCUCCUCUUUUGGUGGCGAUGACAUUUUCUUUAUUUAUAACAGUGGUGUUCAGACUA